This is a messenger RNA of Silurus meridionalis, 4284 nucleotides long. It is a transcript of the gene nfil3-2, whose product is annotated as nuclear factor, interleukin 3 regulated, member 2. The record is from RefSeq and is a predicted model, not a curated record. Gene Ontology annotation, cellular component: nucleus. Bases 913 to 2490 code for a protein of 525 amino acids. Gene Ontology annotation, biological process: circadian rhythm; regulation of DNA-templated transcription. Gene Ontology annotation, molecular function: DNA binding; DNA-binding transcription factor activity. Lineage: Eukaryota; Metazoa; Chordata; Actinopteri; Siluriformes; Siluridae. The transcript has 2 exons.
GAGAGAGAGAGAGAGAGAAUGUUAUGCAACUAGUUAUGCAACUGUGACCUACUAACAUAUAUUUCCAGCACAGUGAGGGAGGGAGGACAUUGGAGCGCCUCAACAACACAACACGAGGAACCAAAAUACGAGUCACACUGAACGCGUGCCCGCAUACGAGCUGAGCGCUGAACGAGAAUCGUGACACUUUGCAUGUCUUAGCAAUUUCUGCCUAUCCGAUACCGGCUAUAGAGCAACCAACUGCUGGGUUGUGGCUAUUCAUUUGGAUACGCGUGUAAAGCACCAACGCUUUCUAACACAGCCAUCUGGAGGCUCCGAUAAAGGUUGCACCCCUCCCCACUGUCUGACAAGCUGAGACAGACUGAGUGACCUACAUCCUGCAAUUCGCCUCAAGCACUUGAGUCAGUCUCCAUUGGCUUAUUAACAUAGCCUUGUUGAAAAGCGAAAAGAAAAAAAAAACGCCUGAAACAAGCUAAAGGAACAGGUCAUGGUGGCCCUAAGAUAAUAGGUUCACAUUCCUGUGACUUAUUUAAUUCAUCCCAUUGGCUGUUGGAGUGGAUGGUUUGGGAUUUCAUUGGAUGAUUAACUAGUUAAAUGUAGAAGAUUGACACAGAGGCUCAGAUGUUUUUCAUCUUUUGAGCCAAUCUGGACACUUAAAGAUUAUAAAUAUUAUUAUUAGAAAAACGCCAGCAAAAUCAAUGAGGUUGACCCCAACUGCAAACACAAUACCCCAUAAGAUUUUUGCUGAUCCAGCUACUUAGUCCAACAUUCAAGAUUAGUAAAAGUAGGGAGAGAGAUCUUUCAGCCAUUUUGAUUUCCCACCUUUCCCCUUCACCCCAUCCCUUCUAAUCCCAUCAGUAACCAUUUCUGAUGGUAGAAAGAAGAUUCCAAACUGGAUUCCUCUAAAAAAGAAUGGAAAGUGUAAAUUCACAAAGCCCAACAAAUUGCAGUGUAGGCAAAACCAUAGAGGAUAAAGAAACCUUCUCAGGCUAUAACAACACUCUUCCUUCCCCCAAGGGCAACCCUCGUUCUGUCCGCCUUUUAAAAGCCAAGCCAAACAUGACCUGUCGGCGCAAGCGUGAGUUUAUCUCUGAUGAGAAGAAAGAUGCCUCCUACUGGGAGAAACGCCGCAAGAACAAUGAAGCAGCAAAGCGCUCCCGGGAAAAAAGGAGACUCAAUGACAUGGUUUUGGAGAAUAGAGUUAUUGCACUGAAUGACGAGAAUGUACGUCUAAAAACAGAACUUUUGCAACUAAAACUCAGAUUUGGCCUCAUCAGUGCAGCCUCCUACAUGGAAAAGAGCCAGCAGAUUGGAGGAACAAUGAAUGGAACUUCUGCAUGUUCAUCCUCUUCUUCCAGUCAUUUUUACCCUAAUGGCUACUCCAGUGGCUCCCAAGUGAUGAACUCUGAUUCUUCAGAGGCUGAGCAGUCUGUCCGGGGAGAGGGACUUGCCCAGUUAGUUAAAUACUCUCCGCGCGGUUCUUUGUCAGAUAUGUCUGAUGGUUCUUCUCGUGACAGUCCAGAGCCAAUGAACUAUGAUAUCAAACAGGAAGGACCAGGGUUAGAUGUGGACAUUGCAAACAGCACAACCACACCAAUUAUGUUUAACAUCCGUCAUAAGUUGUCCACACCCCAUCACCAACAUAGCUUUCAAUCAGGAUAUCACAGCCACCAACAACAGUCUCAGCACCAGGAGACUGUUGUCAAUGGUGCUGCACCUCCAGUACAGAAUGCUCAAAGGAGUGUCAUCCUGUAUCGCUCUAGCAGUGUCUCCUAUCCUGUAGAGAGUUCAAGACCUCAGGAAAUCAGUCAUCAAAAACUGCCACAGAACCUACUCCAACCUACAGAGGGAUCUACCAAAAGCACUGAGCUCCUGUCAGAAGCAACCAGUCAGCAUGAAAGUAAGACUGUAGACUCUCUGCCUUAUGAAUACUCAGAUGGAGAAGCAGCAAUGAAACAACCAUACAGGCCCCAACAUCAGCAGCUUGUGACUAUAUGUCAGAAGGCUGAUAAUAUGGCACCAGACCUUUGCAGACAAGGGGUUGAAGAACUGCAUCAAUAUGACACUGCACAGAAUGAGGAGCCUCCAGUACUGAGUUAUGAAGGAGGUCCCAGGAAAGAAGGGUACUAUCAGGGUCUCUCAGGAAAGGACACCUGUUUAAGUGAUGGUGAUCCUCGCAGUUCUGACAAAGAUGCGUCCACUGAUGAUGAAUGCCCAUCUUCAUUUUGUUCUGAAACUGGCAGUUAUCACCAGCAAUCCCCGUUGGCUGGAGGGCCAAAUUUGUCCCCACAAAGCCAAAGCAGAGACAGUCAAGCAGAGGUCAAAGGUACAGCACUACCGCACAAACUACGCCUUAAGCACAGAUCUCUGAGUAAUGCUGGAUCAGCAACUCAAGAAUCACCAACUACACCACCAGCACAUGUGCAUCCAUUACCUCAGCACCCUUAUCUGGCUUUGCCUCAAUCCAACCAGCAACUGCAGGUUGGUUGAGAAAGAGAGAACCAGUGGUUAAGGGCCAGCCAAACCCAGAGUUCUGCAAGCAGGCCACUUCAGCAGAGGAAAGAAGGAUGGAUUGUGGAAAUAAAAUCCUGGUGUAUGCUGGUGAACAAGAGGCAUAACUAAGAAUGAGGAACACAUUGGGACCCACUGUAAUAGUGUGCUAACAGGCAUUACCUUCUGCCUCUUUCCAUCUGGUGUUAGUGUGUAAUGGGAGCAGAGACAUAGACAAAGAAUUGUCAAACCCAAAUGCAGACAGAACUUCUGGGUAAACUGUAUUAUACUGUAAAGAUUGCUUUGUUUCUGUAUCUCAUCCUAUAAUUACAAAAGCACUUGUGCAGCAAAUGAGAGAAAUGAACAGACUUUUCAAAAUAUUUCCCAAACACAAUUUGUUAUAACAUGAUGUCAAGGUAACAGCAAACAAGGCAAUAGCAACCAUUUGUGAGGCAUUCAAGCCUGCUCACUAACUGUAAAUACCUACUGGUUUGUGUAAAUUUUUCUACCAAUCCAGAGCCUAGCUGUUUACCACAAAACAUAUCAAAAACAUCAGAGCAUUCUGGGAGUAUUCCCUUGACCAAAGAAAGACAAUAGCUUUACAUUUCAUACCUCUGCCCUACAUCUUUUUUUAUUUUUAUUAACCCUAUUCCUAUUCCUGAAAUCAUAUCCCAGACACCAUGCUCUUUUGUCCAAGCACUUGGUUUGUAUAUUACUGUAAUAUAAUUAUUAUAUAUAAAUAUAUAUUUUAGGAAUAAAAUCAAGUUUUUUUGAAAAAAAAAUUAAGAAAAAAAUAAGUCAAGGGCAAAAAGGAUUUCGAUUACUCACCAAUUCUUCAAAAAUACUGUAUAGUUCAUUGCGUUUACUGUUCAGGUGUUCAUUUAUGUACCUUUUUGUUGUUGUUUUUUCAAUUUCUCAUUUUCAGCAAUUCACAAACAGUAAAGAAAAUUAAAAUGCCCCAAUUUUUUUUUUUUUCUUAAGGUGAUCUGUGUUUAAUUUCAUAGAUUUUAGUGCAAUUAUAGCAAGUUCACAAAACUGGAAAGAAAUAAAAUAGUAUCUGCAAAAAUGCUUGAUGCUGUAGGUCCAACCUAUAGGUAACUGAGAUACAUCAGUCUUGAAAAACUGGUGUUUGCAGCCAUGAUUUUGAUUUCUUGCCCUUGAACCUUUAUUUAAGCCAUUCAGCUCAACGAUGUAUACAGAACCUGUAUGUCCGUUAUAGACGCCACCUUACAUAUUUCCCUAUAUGUUUCUGAGUCUAUACUCUUAUUAAGGACAGGAACAAUCUAACUUAUUUAAUUAUAAAAAAAUUUUUUUAUGUGCCUCAUUUAGACUCACUGUCUUUUUUAUUUUUAAGUCAAGUCUACAUGUCAUGUCUGGCAUCGAGCACUUAAUAUUGUAUAAAUGUAAAGUUUCUUCUACCCUGGAUGACACUGUAUUCUGUGCUUUUUUUUAUUAUGUGUGAUUUUUGGAAAAAAAAAGUGUUGUCCUGUUUUCAUGUAUUUAAACAACCCUUUGUUAUCUUCACCCCAUCCUCCCUUUUUAAAGCCUUUUCCCUCAUUCUAUCAAUGUGUAUUAAAUUCAGUGAUCUUUGUGUUUUCUGUUCAUAAUGUCAUGAAAAAGAAACAAAGAUUCAAAAAGACUUGUGUUAUAGCGUGGCACUGUUGUCACACUUUCUGUUUUGAAACGGAUUCAUGAUGUUACAACACUAAAUAUCCAUAAAAGACAAUGGGUGCGUUUGAAAAAUGAAAAAGGAAAAAAAAAAACAACAAUAAAAAGGAUGUUGGUUUUCUGACA